AUGUCCGCAGAACAUACCGCCACGUGGACGCCAGGCGAUUUCGAACAUCCCAACGAGGACUUGCGCCGCUCCAUUACCAUUGCAUUAUGCUUUGCAUUCACGUUGUCGACGCUAUCCGUUGCCCUGCGUAUCUUGGCGAGAAAGAUGACUGGUAGCAAGCUUUUCAUGGAUGAUUACUUGAUCCUAGUUGCUCUGUUAUUCAAAUAUGCCUGCUCCAGUGGAGUUGUAGGUCUUUUAUAUAAUGGCUUGGGGUCGCACAUUACAAUGAUCCCAGCAAAGAAUCUCGUUGUUUACUUCCAAAUUGGAUACUCCAACAAUUUCAUCUACACGGGCUGCAUUGCCUUUAUCAAGUUCUCCAUUUUGGCGCUAUACAAGCGUCUCUUCGCCGUCCGACACAUGACCAUUGCAGUAAACUUGAUGUUUGGAUUCAUCUGUCUCUGGGUCGUCGGUGUAUAUGUUGCUGGAGCUCUUAUAUGCAUUCCAGCGAGCAAGUUCUGGGAUCAGUCGAUCGAAGGAGCAUGUCUCGACCCAGCCAAGUUCAACUACGGCUUGCAGAUUCCCAACAUUCUCUCCGAUCUUAUCCUCCUGGUUAUGCCCAUGAGAGUUGUAUGGACAUUGCCGAUCCCCAAGUCCCAAAAAAUGCUGCUUUCUGGAGUCUUCCUCGUCGGUGGCCUGACUCUGAUAUUUGACUGCUUCCGCCUCGACGCCAUGAUCAAAUUAGUGGGCCAAGGUCCUGAUAUCACCUACAACCAAGUCCCCGUCGUCGUAUGGACUUGUAUCGAGGCAGCAGUCGGAAUCACCGCCGCCUGUCUUCCCAACCUGCGCCCGCUCUUCAAGCUGGGCCACCGCAACUUCUGGUCGACACUUCGCUCCUCAAACAAGGAAGUGUCCGAGCAGACUCUUGUCCCCACAACCUCUGGAAGCACCAUAUCUUCGGACCGGAAACACUAUUCCUAUAUCGUCGAAGGGAAUAUUGAAUCUGCUGGGUAUAAUAGUUUCGCCAACAGGGGGAACUAUUAG
Molecule: messenger RNA, 1020 nt
Organism: Penicillium paradoxum
Lineage: Eukaryota; Fungi; Ascomycota; Eurotiomycetes; Eurotiales; Aspergillaceae
Exons: 5
Coding region: 1-1020 (339 amino acids)
Source: RefSeq, a predicted model, not a curated record